AUGGCAUCGGAGGGGGGGCAGUCGCCGGAGGUGGAGGGCGAGGCGAUGGUCACUGUGGUCAUCAAGAACCCUUCCGCGUCGUCGCCGGGCGAUUUUAGGACGCGAGUGCGAGCGGCGGGCACGGUGGGCGACGUGAAGCGACAGCUGCAGGAGGAGUACGCGGGGCACCCCGACCCCGCGCGACAGAAGCUGAUCGUCGCCGGCCAGCUCGUGAAGGACUCGCUCGUCGUCCGCGACGUAUUUAAACAGAAGAACCUGAGCGAGCCCCAGGUGAUGCACCUCGUCGUCUCCUCCGCUCCCCCCGGCGCCUCGUCCGCACCGUCCUCUGCGCCGUCCUCCGCGCCCUCCUCCGCGCCCUCCACGUCUCAUUCCAGUCGCUCCGUCUCCCCCACGCCCUCCUCCUCUGCGCGCGCCCACUCGCGUGCCACCCUCCCUCCCUCCAACCUCGCUCUUGCUCCGUUCCCUGCCGCGCCUGCUCCUUUCUCUGCCUCGCCUGCUCCAAUUCCUGCGCCCGCCGCCGCCGCCUCAGUGCAGCGCGCAGGCGCUGCCCCGGGGUCCGGGCAGGCGCAGGCAGUGGAGGCGGGCGCUGCAGCGCCGCCCGCUGCAGCUGCGGCGCCCGCUGUGGCUGCUGCUGCAGCCGCGGGUCCUGGCGCAGCGGAUGGGGGGCUUACAGCGGGCGGGGGAGAGGCAGGAGGGCCAGCACCCACAGCAGCAGCAACAGCAUCGGCAACAACAGCACCCACAACUCCAGCGGUUUCGCAGGCCGGUGCUGGUGGGGGAGGAGAGCAGCAGCAAGCCAUCCUUCAGCUGCUCGGCGCGCUGCAGCACAGCGCGCCCACGGGGGUGCCGCCGCUGCCCUUCAUGGCGCCGCCGCUGCCGGGCCUGCCGCCGCCAUACUCGCCUUUCAUGCUGCCGCCCUUCGUGCCGCCCCCCGACUCUCCCAUGCCUGCACCUGCCCUCUACCCUCCUCUGCUGCCCUCGCCUCUUCUGCCCCUCUCUAUGCCACCCAUGCCCUUCCCCUUCGCUUUCCCUUUCCCCUGGCCCUCCCCUCCGCCCGUGCCCAUGCCUGCUUCAGCAGCAGCCUUCAUUCAUAUCGCCAUUUCUUCUCCACACCCCACCUCUGCCGCUUCCCCUGCCUGCUCUGCCUGCCCAUGUGCCUCUGCCUUCCCAUGUGCCUCUGCCUGCCCAUGUGCCUCUGCCUGCCCAUGUGCCUCUGCCUUCCCAUGUGCCUCUGCCUGCCCAUGUGCCUCUGCCUUCCCAUGUGCCUCUGCCUGCCCAUGUGCCUCUGCCUUCCCAUGUGCCUCUGCCUGCCCAUGUGCCUCUGCCUUGCGCUCCAGCCCCGCUCCCCCUACUGUCGCGGCAGCACACACCCAACAGCAGCACCCACCUGCUGUGAGCCACGCUCCACCACCGCCUGCACCACCACUAGCAGGGGCAGCGGCGCCUUUGCCUCAGGCAGGGGCAGCGCAGCCCCAUCAAGGUGCGGUGGGAGAGGCAGCCAACGCAGCAGCGGCGGCAGUGCAGCAGCACGUGAGGCAGGCGGGUGCAGUGGGCGGGGUGGAGGAGGAGUGGCAGCAGCAGCUGCAGCAGCGGCUGCAAGCCGUGAUGCAGGCAGUGCGGCAGCAGCAGAUGGCAGAGCACCACGCCGCCAUGGCCGCUGCUGCUGCUGCCGCCGCUGCUGCACAGAGGGGAGGCGCAGGAGGGCUUGCAGGGGUGCAAGGAGGAGGCAGGGCGGCGGGGGAUGCAGCAGCGCAUGUGGGGGUGGGGGGGGCGGCAGCAGUGGAGGGCGCGCCUCGAGUGCGGCGCAUUCAGUUUGCGAUCCGCAUCGACCUCAUGCUGCUGCUCAAGCUCACGCUGCUCGUCUAUGUGUUCGGCCAGGGCGGGGGUUACCGCCGCUUCUUUGCUCUCAUUGCUGCUGCUCUCUUCAUCUACCUGUACCAAGCGGGUGUGCUGGCGCCGCUGCUGCGGUGGCUCUCCCACCGCGCUCAGGCCGCCAUGGGCCUGCCUCCCCACCCCCCCCACGCCGCUGCCGCCCCCAACGCUGCUGUGCCACCCCAGGCUGGGGCUGGGGCUGCAGGGGGUGGGGGAGGGGCGGCAGGGGCGGAGGGAGGUGCCGGCGGGGCGGCAGGUGGUGUGCAGGGCCAAGCAGCCGCUCAAGCCUUGCAACAGCAGCCACCACAGCAGGGAGUGCAGCAGCAGCAGCAGCAGCAGCAGCAGCGGCGGCGGGGGUGGCUACAGGAGGUGCAGGUGUUUGUGGUGGCGACGGUCCCUGCACCGCUCGUGGCAGCUGUCAUGGCGUCCCCCCACUCAGACGCAACUGACUCCCAAUCGGACGGCUCAGAUUCGCCAAUUCUCGUGGAGCGACCGGGUCCGUCCGAUGUGACUACGGCAGGCGAACUGGCAGACAGGGAGGCCGCAGGGGGCGCAGCCGCUGGCGGGGCGGAGGCGAAGGCGGACGACUCGUCCGCGGGACCAUCAUGCAGCGAUGGCGAUGGCGCUGCGCGCAAGGAACGCGCGGAGCCCCCCGGGCAGGAAGAGGCGGAAUCCGCAGCGGCGCUGGUGGCGCCGUCGAAGGCGCAAGAGCGAGAUAGAGGCGCGGCGGGCGGGUCGGCGCAGGGCGAGGUCGCGGCGGCUGUGGGGCAGGUGGCGGCGGGAGUGGCGGCGGGCGUGGCGGGGCUCGCGAGCAGCGCGGGCGCCGAGGCAGCCGCCGUCGUGAGCAGCCUGGGCGAGCGGGUGAGUGAGGGGGGGGGGGGAGGGGAGCGAGCGGGGGAGUGGCAAGGGGCGAGCGGGGGAGUGGCAAGGGGCGAGCGGGGGAAGGGCGAGCGAGUGCGGGGCGAGCGGGGGAGGGGCGGUCGGGGUCUCAGCACGGGCUUUGUGUCGCUCUUCAGCGUCUUUGACUCCGCCAUCGCAUACCCCUCUGACGCCCCCACUGCCCCCGCCGGGGGCGCUGGAAGCACAGCGCAGGCAGAGGCGCACAAGGCGAGGGGGGGUGGUGAUGGCAGGGGGGCGGGGGGCGCGGAGGAGGAGGCGCGGGAGGGGGCGGAGGGGAGUGCACGGUCGCCCCACCCGUCCAGAGCCAUCGACCUGCAGGCCAUCUUUGGCCUCCCCACCCAUGAGACCCUGCUGGAAGGUGCGUGGAAUCCAUCAUCUCGUGCUUGCUCACUCACACUCCACACCGCCAUCCAUCGACUUCUUUCCCCUUCUCACCCUCACCUCCGUACGCCCUCCUCGCACCUCUCCCUUCUCGCCGCACUGCGCAUCACUCCCCUCACCCCCACCCCCACUCCCCUUCUCACUCCCCUCGUCUCCCCCAUCCAACCAGCCUUCCCCUGUCGGCUGCUGCAGCUGUACCGGCCAGUGCACAACGCCUUCACACCGGACAUGAGGCGGGCCUUCAGAGGCACGCUCUACAUCACCCACCAGCACGUCUGCCUCUGCCUUGACGACAGUGCCCGCCGCAUCCCCAUCAAGCUGGAGGCAGCGGAGGUGGCGGGGGUGGGGAAGCAAGUGGCGAGGCGGGGGGACAGCAGCGACCAGCUCAAGAUCGACCUGUCAGGCGCGCACAGCUCGGUGGGUGCUGUCGGGAGCUCUCAUCCCUCCACCCACCCUGCCCUCAUCGCCACUGCCCAUGUUUCCUCUGCCGCACUCCCCCCCCUCCCUUUGGCUCCCUGCCUCCCUCGUCCCCCCCUCCGUUCUCUCCCUCACCCCCUCUCCCCCAUGUUCCCCUCGCCCCGUGCCCUCGCGGCCCGCUCACAGCUACUGCUGCAGGACUUUGCCUCCCCCGACGUGCUCGACAGCGCUCUUGCUCUCCUCGAGCACAUCACCUCCUGA
Messenger RNA from Closterium sp. Naga37s-1, 3831 nucleotides. NCBI's taxonomy places the organism in Eukaryota, Viridiplantae, Streptophyta, Zygnematophyceae, Desmidiales, Closteriaceae. The record is from the annotation of a GenBank genome assembly.